This is a messenger RNA of Dichomitus squalens LYAD-421 SS1, 735 nucleotides long. RefSeq lists its product as uncharacterized. The record is from RefSeq and is a predicted model, not a curated record. The coding region runs from base 1 to 735 and encodes 244 amino acids. Lineage: Eukaryota; Fungi; Basidiomycota; Agaricomycetes; Polyporales; Polyporaceae. The transcript has 10 exons.
AUGGCUACUGCGUCCCACGAGCUCACAGCAACCAUCCUUGCGAUGUCCGACAGGGCGGCAUUUUCCCUGCCGGUCCUCGACAAUACUUACGGGGCUCUGCUCCUUGGGACUUUCUUUGGGCUCAUGUUGUAUGGCCUCACCGUACACCAGACCUACAGAUACUUCAGGCUGUAUCCCACCGACAUUCUAAUCCUGGUCUAUCUGGUCCUCGCGAUCUUUUACUACCAUCUCGUAUCUAAUUACUUCAAUCCCAUUGCUCUUCUAAAGGGACACUGGUCAAUGAGGAUCAUAACCUCCACAUCCGGAUUGAGCAUCUUCGUUUGCCAAGCUUUCUACGCUCGUCGGGUGUGGUAUGCCUUCGACGUCGACUUCAUAGUCAUCCUGCCAGACAAUUUCAUAUGGGCCGCAAUCGGCAUCGUUGCAGCCAAGCUCUAUGCAAAUUCCGUCCUCCCAGUCCUGAACUCCCGCCGAGCGCUGUCCGACCGCAUGCUCGAAGGGAUUGAGAUGGGCUCCUAUGAGCCUCGAGGCGCACGAGCGCGGCCUCACACAGUCGUCGACACUUGGGAUGUCCCUCAGCUCUCCGUCGGUCUCCCAUCCCGCGACACAUACGUAAGCUUCACGACGCCCACGGAUAUCCAUUCCGACGAGGCAGCGUCCGGGGUCUGCGCUCUUGAGGCUAUUCAGGCUAAGUCCGUGCCAUGUUCAGAGGCCCUCAUAGUCAAGAUGGCCGCUUAA